This is a messenger RNA of Prunus armeniaca (apricot), 285 nucleotides long. The record is from the annotation of a GenBank genome assembly. NCBI's taxonomy places the organism in Eukaryota, Viridiplantae, Streptophyta, Magnoliopsida, Rosales, Rosaceae.
AUGCAAAGAUUGUCAAAACAUAGGCCGAUCCAACAUGUACUGGCAGGACCAAUGAACCUCAUUGUCAAGGCUUGGCCUUUCAAUGGUUGGGUAAUGGAUGUGAUUAGCCAAAUCCACCCAAAGUCAUCCAAGGGCCAUAAGUACAUCUUGGUGGCCACCGAUUUUUUCACAAAGUGGGUGGAGGCUGUCCCACUUAAGAAGGUUACCCAGGUCGAGGUGAUAGAAUUUAUUGAGAAGAAUAUCAUCCACCAAUUUGGCUUGCCCCAGUCCAUCAUGACAGACUGA